UUCUCGGAGUCGUCAUCCUCUCCGUCUCCUACCACUCUCCUCUUCUCUCCUCGCAAUGUCUUUCUUCGACAUAAACGAGUCAACUCUCUCUCUCUCUCUCUCUCUCUCUCUCUCUCUCUCUCCCCUCUUCUCCCCCAAAUCCGCUGCGUCUCCAAAUCGCACACGACGAUCGAAAGGGAUUCGCGAUCGGAAUUGGGGGAAUCGGAUCUCUUCGACGAAGAACCGCAACAGAUCUUAAGAUCGAAGAGUAAAAGGUUUUGCUCAAGAUAUGGCAGAGGACUUGGAGGGAGAUUUUAACUAUGAUGACCAAUAUAGUGAGAGAUUUCAUGAGAAAGCAUUUGAUGCAUUCAUUUGCCCGCUCACAAAGCAGAUCAUGCAGGAUCCGGUUAUUAUAGAAAGUGGGUGUACCUUCGAGCGAGAAGCAAUUACAAAGUGGUUUCGAGAGUGUGUUGAUAGUGGAAAGAAGCCCAUCUGCCCUUUAACUCAGAAAGAACUUCACAGUACCGAUCUAAAUCCUAGUAUAGCCCUACAGAAUGCCAUCGAGGAAUGGACACGGAGGAACGAAGCUGUAGAACUUAAUAGAGCUAGUACGUCGCUGACUCCGGGAGGUUUGGACAGAGAAAUUUUAUGGGCUUUAGGGUACAUUGUGCACUUUUGCCGGAAAAACGAUGCAAACAAGAAUGCUGUGCGGGAUUUAGGAUUCAUACCGAUGAUUACUGAGAAGCUGAAGAAUAGCAGCAGAACAGUGCGUUCUAAAGCACUAGAGACUCUUAGAGUUAUAGCAGAAGACAAUGAUGAAAAUAAGGAAGCUGUGGGAGCAGAAGAUUCCAUUCGCACAAUUAUAAAGUUCUUAUCUCAAGAACCUUCUCAGGAUAGAGAACUAGCUGUGUCACUGUUAUAUGAGCUAUCAAAAUCCGAAAUUCUUUGUGAAAAGAUUGGAAGUGUCUAUGGGGCAAUUCUUAUACUGGUCGGUAUGGCGAGUAGCAAAUCUGAGAACAUCUCAACUGUCGAGAAAAUACUCGACAAUCUGGAGAAGAGUGAGGAAAACAUCAAGCAAAUGGCAGAGAAUGGUAGACUGCAGCCUCUUCUUACUCUACUCCUUGAAGGCUCACCUGAAAGGCAGCUGUCGAUGGGUUCUUACCUUGGCGAACUAGUUUUGGCGAACGAUGUGAAGCUCUUCGUUGCCCAAACAGUCGGCUCCUCCCUAGUUAAUGUUAUGAAAAGCGGGAGCAUCCAGGCAAAAGAAGCUGCUCUAAAAGCACUUAACCAGAUAUCUUCAAAUGAGGCAAGUGCGAAGGUACUAAUCGAAGCAGGUAUCCUCCCUCCUCUUGUCAAAGACCUCUUCACCGCCGGCAUAAAGCAACUUCCAAUGCGGUUAAAAGAGGUCGCAGCAUCAAUUCUAGUUAAUCUUGUGUCUUCUGGGGCCGAUUUUGUGGUCAUCCCUCUAGAUGACAACAAUCAAACUCUAGUCUCCGACGAGACUGUCCACAACUUACUCCAUCUCAUUAGAAACACUGGCCCCGCAAUCGAGUGCAAGCUUCUCCAAGUCCUUGUCGAGCUAACUGGUUCCCCACAUCUAGUAACGGACAUUGUCACCGCCGUCAAGAGCUCUGGCGCGACUAUCAGUUUAAUUCAGUUCAUCGAAGCUUAUCAAAAGGAUAUCCGUGCGGCGUCUCUAAAACUCUUGAGAAAUAUCUCACCCUACAUGGGCAACGAGCUAGCCGAUGCCCUAAGAGGCAGUCCUGGCCAUCUCGGCAGCUUAGUUAAGGUCAUCUCCGAGAGUGACACGAUAUUCGAAGAACAGGCGGCUGCUGCGGCUCUCUUAGCUGACCUUCCUAAUAGAGACACAGGCUUAACGAGGCAGCUUUUGGAGAAGGGGGCUUUCCGAAUAGCCGCUUCUAAAGUGGUAAGUAUCAGAAAUGGAGAAACUCGCAUCAACCGCUAUACAGACCCUUUUUUCGAAGGGCUUGUGGUAGUUCUCUCGAGGGUAACAUACGCUUUGCAAGAUGAACCAAGGUGUGUCGCCCUUGCUCGCGAGUAUAAUGUCGCAGCACUUUUUACCGAUCUCCUACAGAUGAAUGGACACGAUAAAGUACAAAUAGUCGCGGCUUCGGCAUUGCAGAACCUUUCUCAAGAAUCUAGACGUUUAACCCGAAUUAUCAAGCCCCCACCGCCGCCCGGGUUAUUCAAGAGAUGCUGCAUGAAGCCGCCACUUCUUGAUGAGAUCUGCCCCCUACACAAGGGCAUAUGUUCAGUGAGGGAGAACUUCUGCUUAUUAGAGGGCAAAGCAGUGGAGAAGCUGGUCUCUUGCUUGGAACAUCGAAAUGAGAAGCUUGUAGAGGCUUCAUUAGGAGCACUGUGCACCAUAUUGAAUGAUGGAGUCGACAUUGCCGAGGGUGUGUUGGCACUGUGCCAGGCUGAAGGGAUUCGUCCGGUACUUGAUAUUUUGAUCGAGAAUCGCACCGAGUUGCUUCAGCAGAGAGCGGUUUGGGCCGUCGAGAGGAUUCUGAGGAUCGACGAAAUUGCUAAGGAAGUUGCAGGGGAUCCGACCGUAGCGUCCGCGCUGGUCGAAGCUUUCCGGAAUGCGGACUUUGUGACUCGGCAGAUCGCAGAGCGAGCUCUGAAGCAUACUGAGAAGCUCCCGAAUUUUUCUGAUACACUUCAGAAGAUUGGUUGAUGUGAACAGAAGGUGUUUGAGGAUUGUUUUGUUUGUAAAGCGUGUAUGAUUACUUUGUUUUUUUAAUAGCCUCUUAUUUGUUGUUUGUUCUUUCAGUUUGUUUAUAAAUCUUUUCUGUAAUAAUGGAUUUAUAUAAUUUGAGGGUUUUUUUUUUAAUUUUGAA
Molecule: messenger RNA, 2840 nt
Organism: Ananas comosus (pineapple)
Lineage: Eukaryota; Viridiplantae; Streptophyta; Magnoliopsida; Poales; Bromeliaceae
Product: U-box domain-containing protein 44-like
Exons: 4
Coding region: 269-2677 (802 amino acids)
Biological process (GO): protein ubiquitination
Molecular function (GO): ubiquitin-protein transferase activity; protein binding
Source: RefSeq, a predicted model, not a curated record